Heterotrigona itama is the source of this 452-nucleotide messenger RNA. The record is from the annotation of a GenBank genome assembly. Lineage: Eukaryota; Metazoa; Arthropoda; Insecta; Hymenoptera; Apidae.
UUGAGAGGGGACGCGUUACUCGUACAGUUGUACACUUUAGGUUUAUUCUCACGAUGUAGGGUGGCAUGCCACGCGGCACACACUAUCGUGUCGACCACGUAAUCGAUGGGCACUACGUCCAAUCUUGCGUCUUUGUUACAUAUCAUGGCUCUUAAUAUACCUUUGCCGAUUUGUAGGAAGAUACCUGCAUUGUUCAUCCAACCUGGACAUGGUUCUUCUAACGAAACACCAAUUAUACUUGGUCGCACUAUCGCAACUGCUAAAUUAUCACAAUUGCUGGACAAAACCUGUUCUGCUAAAUUUUUGGUAAACGUGUAGGUAUUUGGAUAAAUUUUCAGAAUUCUUUUUUCCAAUAGAUCGAUCAAUAUUUUGUCCUCGCUUUCACAUUCUUUAAUCACCGCAGAAGGUGUCAAACUUGUGCUGCAAAAUUAGUAGCAUGUGAACAUAUUUAA